AUGGCAGAAAGAGAACAACUUUGUUACAAAUGUCAAAAGCCAGGUCACAAGGCUGCAGGAUGCACUGAGGAAAUUGUUUGCCGUGUUUGCAAGCAACCAGGUCACAUGGCUCGUGAUUGCUCAGAGAAGCGUAGUGCUCCAGCUCCAUCUGAAGGUGGUGCCAAGUGCUAUAGCUGUCACCAAACUGGUCACAUUCAAAAGAACUGUCCAACUGCCCGUCGUUGUUUCAACUGCGGUGGUGUAGGUCACAUCUCAUCAGCUUGUCCAUCCGAGUUUGGUGGAGGUUCCCGUGGUAGUGGUCCAUCCCAAAAGAAAAAGAAGAUAAUUAUCAUUUGA
Heterostelium album PN500 is the source of this 336-nucleotide messenger RNA. RefSeq lists its product as uncharacterized. The transcript is spliced from 3 exons. The record is from RefSeq and is a predicted model, not a curated record. Gene Ontology annotation, molecular function: zinc ion binding; nucleic acid binding. The coding region runs from base 1 to 336 and encodes 111 amino acids. Lineage: Eukaryota; Evosea; Eumycetozoa; Acytosteliales; Acytosteliaceae.